AUGAUCCUGGCUUCUCUCCAGACCCAGCUGGAUCUGGAGUCGGGGUCUGACGAGGGGGACCCCACGGACCUCCUGCUCUUCUGUGGACACCCGGAGCCCCUGCCCGCCAGCGCCCCUGCGUUCAGCGAGGUGACCCCGAGAGUCCAGCCUGCGUCGCGGCCGGGGGGGCGCAGGCCGGUGUUUGAUGACCCCGCGGUGGUCCGCACGGUGGAGGGGCGCCCCAGUCUGCAGAGUCUGGACAGCGCCAUCGUCGACAGCAGCGUCAGCUCAGCCUGGGGGAGUCUGGACCCCGACUCGCCAGACACCCCUCUCUGGCUGCUGUCCCCCCAAGAGACUCCCCACUCAUCCCAGAGCUCCAUCCUGCAGGACAAGGCCAUCAUCAGAGUGAUUGACAGGCCCAGCCCUGCCAGGAUCCCGCCCACAACACUGGACUUCCUGUCUCCAGCGCCACGGUGCUUUACAGCGGGGUCCCCCUCCGUGAAGAGGGGUCCCCCCAGCCGGGGGUCCCCCCAGUCGUAUGGGCCACGCUACCUGUCCCAGGUGAGGUGUGGGGUAGCCCUGGGUCGAGGUGGGGGGGUGUGUGUGUGUGUGUUCGUGCACAUUGAGGGCUCUCUGGGUCAGGUCGCUGUCUCCACCUGCUUCUCUCCCCGACGAGCGAUCGAUGCCGUCCACGCACACACCUCGGAGGAGGAGCAGAAGGACACUCGUCAACAGCGCCUCUCUGUCCUGCACUCCAUCGAGCAGAUGUACAUGAUGCUGCUGGAGGUAGAGGAGGGGGAGAGGAAGGCGGCUCUCUUCUCCGAGGAGGAGAGACAGAGGCUGAGGGACAAGAGGACACUCCGGGUCCAGAAGAUCUGUGGGAGGCUGCAGCGCCCCCUGUCGGUGGAGUCCCGGGACGAGUUCCUGCCCUACCUGCUCGUCGCCAAGGGCAAGCGACUGGUGGCCAGACUCCUCCCCUUCCUGUCCCAUGAGUCUGCGCUGCAGAUACUGACCGCCGUGACCACACACCUUCCUGUGUUGAUGGCCCGCGACACCCCUGGAGUGGAUGAGGUGCAGUGUCCAGUCAGUGUGUGUGUGUAUUAACCCCUCUC
Lepisosteus oculatus (spotted gar) is the source of this 1091-nucleotide messenger RNA. Lineage: Eukaryota; Metazoa; Chordata; Actinopteri; Semionotiformes; Lepisosteidae. The record is from RefSeq and is a predicted model, not a curated record.